Centropristis striata (black sea bass) is the source of this 1557-nucleotide messenger RNA. RefSeq names its product ubiquitin thioesterase OTUB2-like. Bases 267 to 962 code for a protein of 231 amino acids. Gene Ontology annotation, cellular component: nucleus. Gene Ontology annotation, biological process: protein K48-linked deubiquitination; negative regulation of double-strand break repair. The transcript is spliced from 6 exons. NCBI's taxonomy places the organism in Eukaryota, Metazoa, Chordata, Actinopteri, Perciformes, Serranidae. Gene Ontology annotation, molecular function: ubiquitin binding; cysteine-type deubiquitinase activity. The record is from RefSeq and is a predicted model, not a curated record.
AUAAUUUGCUGGUAUAACCUAGGCCUACUUUCACCAGUAAGUUAGAUAUUUAAUGACUAUUGUACAUGUCCACUGUAUAGUGAUGGAAAAUAGGAAAACGGAACUCACAAUAGGUUAUGCGUUGGCGUUGCCAUGUUUUGAACAAACCGGUACUGUCCCUUUAACACGAACACGUGGUUCCUGCAAACAUCCGGUUUUCAGAAAAUGGGAAUAAAAAACGCAAUAAUGUUUUGACACAGCUUUGUCGCACGGAUUCUUGCUCAACUAUGGAGGCAGGCUGCCUUGUCUCAUGCCGAGAGGACAUUUCUUCGUUGUUUCCUGAACAAACGCCGGGUGCCAAAUAUAAAGUAGGAACUAAGGAUUUAAGCAGCCAGUUUUCCAGCGUCAGACAAGUGCGCGGAGAUGGGAACUGCUUCUACAGAGCCCUCUGCUACGCACACAUGGAGUCACUCCUGCACAGUGUCAGGGCUUUGCAGAGAUUUAAGGAGAAAAUUGUUCAGACCUGCGAAGACUUCUCUUCUGCGGGUUUUGAUGAGAGCUCCUUCAAGCACCACCUGAACACAGUCGUACAUGUGGUGGAGCAGUGCCAGGCAGAUGAGCAGGAAGACACGCUGCUCAGGCUCUUCAAUGAGCAGAUGACGUCCGACAGUGUGGUGCAGUAUCUCAGGCUGCUCACCUCAGCACACCUGCAGAACCAGGGGGAAUUCUUCUGCCACUUUGUGGAGGCGCCCAAUCUACUAGUCUACUGUCAUCAGGAGGUGGAGGCCAUGGCAAUGGAGUGUGACCAUGUGGACAUCCUGGCUCUGUCGCAGGCUCUGGAUAUAUGCAUCCAUAUCGUCUCCAUGGAGGGUGAUGAAGAGCAGUUGGCUCACCACGUCAUUCCAGAGGGUGCUGAACCGUCCCUGCACCUCCUCUACCACACGUCACACUAUAACAUUCUCUACCCGAGACCUCAACACUGACCAGAGAUCCAUUAAGGACUCAGCUCGACUCAGGAACAUUGACUUUAGUUGAAUAAAAUUCCAACGGGGCUUAAGGACGCUUGUGAAAACAGAUUUUUUUAUCAAGCCUUGCAGUGUACAGCGAUUAAACAACAUUUAAAUACAUUUUCUUUGCACAUUGUGCAAUUACGAUUUAAAUGAACUGAAUGUAUGUAACAAAUACAUAAAUCCUGUUAAAGAUUGCCUCUAAAUACACGUUCCAUUAACAUGUCACUGCUGCUGCUUUUCUUCUUUCUUCUUUUUCUGCUGUGGUGGUGCACCUGUCUUUAACUUCUGUUUCAUCUUCUGUAUAGAGACCCUGGUGAGGGCACUUUCCCUCCCAGUGUGAGGCAGGUAAGGCACGGAGAGCUUUCCCAUCUGAGUGGGGUACUUGCUCUUAUUCAAAUUCUUGAAUACAGGCUGUGAGAUCAGAUGCUUCAAAUGCUUUUUCAUCCCUUUGACCACCUUCUGCUGCUCCCUGUCGUCCUCCUCAUCCUUUACUCCACCUGUAGACAUAAAUUGUGUAUUCAGUUGUCUGUAUCUCAACAUUUUAGAAUAAAGGGAACUUGUUACAAGA